GCAGUGUCUUGUUUCCUCAAUUAUUCUAUCUUCGGAACACCGACUCUCCCCUCCCUCUUCUUUUCUUUAUCUUUGUACUCUGCUGGUCUCCUACUGGACAUAAUACUUCUAUCCAAAUCAUUCUCGAAUAUCCUCAAAAUGAGCACCUUAGGAAUUUUUCCGGGAACAGCAUACCAGCCUCAGGAGGAAGAAUACUUCAACGAUGGACGUGAAAUCGCAUUGCUUCACUUUAUCUACAACCACCCCAAGCUUGACGAGAUUCGUGGAAAUCCGCAGAAGGUGAUAGAUGCCAUUGAUGAAUAUGGAAAGACCAAGAAGUAUCUCAUGAACGUGGGCGAGUUCAAAUCUGGGAUCGUGACAGAACUCAUCAAGGAGGUCAGGCCGCAGGUCAUGGUUGAGCUGGGCGGCUACGUCGGCUACUCGGCCAUCGUCUUUGGGGCUGCCUUCAGAGAAGCUGGCGGGAAGAAAUACUACAGUCUCGAGUACAGUCCAGAAUUUGGUGCUGUGAUCUCGAGUCUGGUGGACCUUGCAGGGCUUCAUGACGUCGUCCAGGUAGAGAUCGGUACCAGCUCCUCGUCCCUGAGGAGGCUGCAUGCGAAUGGCACGCUGAAGAAGAUCGACAUGCUGUUUCUUGAUCAUCUGAAGCCGCUGUAUGUUCGUGAUCUGAAGCUGUGCGAGGAGUUGAGCCUGGUCGGGCCUGGGUCGGUGCUCGCAGCUGACAACGUGGUCAAACCUGGGAACCCUCCAUACUUGAAGUACGUCAGGAGCACAGUCGAGAUGAAGCGUCAAGAGUAUCAAAAGGCGACAGCUGGGGCAGAUCCGCUUUCGCUGCCGGAUCGAGCCAAACAUGUCUAUAAGACCGACGCCGGCGGCGAGGUAUCAGAGACAGACCUUUUUGGAAACCCAAAUCUUGUCUAUGCCAGCAAGUUCAUCGAAGGCUGGGAGCCCAGUGGCGUUCCGGACGCAGUCGAAAUCACCAGGUGUACUGCCGUUGAGGGAUACUCAAAUGGUGUUUGAGAAGUGGAAGAGCCACAUGUACACGUUGAUUUCCUGCUACUGAAGCCUUCAAGUACGAAGUAGUUGGUAGGCUAUAUUUUCAAGAAUAUCCCUAGCGACAUAAGAAACACUGCUGUCUUUCUUGACUCCUCUGGGAAGGAGCAAGACAGACCUCACCCAAUAGCAAUCUAGCUCCUGCACAUACCCAGUUUGAAUGCUUUUCAAUUGAAGCUUCCUUCUACUGUAAACAAAUCUUAAGGGAGGUUAGCAUGACAUCAUUAUUUUGGGAAGUCCAUGCUUUGUUGCUGGCCUUUCUACUCUGG
Molecule: messenger RNA, 1319 nt
Organism: Cryphonectria parasitica EP155
Lineage: Eukaryota; Fungi; Ascomycota; Sordariomycetes; Diaporthales; Cryphonectriaceae
Product: S-adenosyl-L-methionine-dependent methyltransferase
Exons: 4
Coding region: 139-1017 (292 amino acids)
Molecular function (GO): O-methyltransferase activity
Source: RefSeq, a predicted model, not a curated record